Molecule: messenger RNA, 1328 nt
Organism: Pyrus x bretschneideri (Chinese white pear)
Lineage: Eukaryota; Viridiplantae; Streptophyta; Magnoliopsida; Rosales; Rosaceae
Product: GDP-mannose 4,6 dehydratase 1
Exons: 1
Coding region: 16-1134 (372 amino acids)
Biological process (GO): GDP-mannose metabolic process
Molecular function (GO): GDP-mannose 4,6-dehydratase activity
Source: RefSeq, a predicted model, not a curated record
UCCACCACACCCACAAUGGCAUCCGAAACCGACACCGUCAGAUCCGGAACCUUAACCCCCAACGGCUCCGCCCCUGAUCCGCCGGAGCACCGAAAGGUCGCUCUAAUCACCGGCAUCACCGGCCAGGACGGCUCCUACCUCACCGAAUUCCUCCUCGACAAAGGCUACGACGUCCACGGCCUGAUCCGACGGUCCUCCAACUUCAACACCCAGCGCAUCAACCACAUCUACAUCGAUCCCCACAACGCCCACAAGGCCCGCAUGAAGCUCCACUACGCCGACCUCACCGACUCCUCCUCCCUCCGCCGCUGGCUCGACAUAAUCGCCCCCAACGAGGUCUACAACCUCGCCGCCCAAUCGCACGUCGCCGUCUCGUUUGAAAUCCCCGAUUACACCGCCGACGUCGUCGCCACGGGCGCCCUCCGCCUCCUCGAGGCCGUCCGCUCCCACAUCGCCGCCACCGGCCGCACCGACAUUAAGUACUACCAAGCCGGGUCGUCCGAGAUGUUCGGGGCCACCCCGCCUCCUCAGUCGGAAACGACGCCGUUCCACCCCCGAUCCCCUUACGCCGUCUCGAAAUGCGCGGCGCAUUGGUACACCGUGAACUACCGCGAGGCAUACAGUCUGUUCGCGUGCAAUGGGAUUCUGUUCAACCACGAGUCGCCGCGGCGGGGGGAGAAUUUCGUGACCCGGAAGAUCACCCGGGCCGUGGGUCGGAUCAAGGAGGGAUUGCAGAGCAAGCUGUUUUUGGGGAAUCUGCAGGCGUCGAGGGACUGGGGUUUUGCCGGCGACUACGUGGAGGCGAUGUGGAUGAUGCUGCAGCAGGAGAAGCCGGACGACUACGUAGUGGCGACGGAGGAGUCGCACACGGUGGAGGAGUUCCUGGAGGUGUCGUUUGGGUAUGUGGGAUUGAACUGGAGAGACCACGUGGUGAUCGACAAGAGGUACCUGCGGCCGUCGGAGGUGGAUAAUCUGAAAGGGGAUGCGAGCAAGGCGAAGAAGGUGCUGGGUUGGAAGCCGAAAGUCGGGUUUCAGCAGCUGGUGAAGAUGAUGGUGGACGAAGACGUUGAAUUGGCUAAGAGGGAGAAGGUACUUGUGGAUGCUGGGUACAUGGAUGCUCAGCAACAGCCUUGAUUCCUCUGAUGCUGGGUCCAUGGGUGCCAAAAGAGUUUUAAGUUAUAUAAUGUGGCUUAGUUCUAGAGCUCAAUAGAGUUUGAAUUCCAGUAAUUAAUUGUUCUGUGCUGUUCAUUUCGAGGGUUGUUUUUGUUCUUAAUUUUUCUGUAACUUGAUUCAUUUUUCAGCAAAUUACAUACUUGUCUUGUUUCCUA